GGCUGUAUUCCGAAAGACGCCGUCUGCACUUCCGGUCUGGGAAAACGUUGUGCAAGCAAAAAAAGACAACUGAAUCUACCAGACUUCUGUCUUCUGUAAAGUUGAAAUGAAGAAAAGAUGAAACAAUUACCACGAUUAUCAGGAGCCCUCAGAGCUUUUACAGAUGUUGGAUAUAUUCAGGCAGAUGAGCCAGUAUCUAAUGAACACAAACGUCAACACAUAGCUCAAUCAAAAACAGAGGGAUUGACUUGGGAGAAGCUUACAUCUAAUCUUAAUAAACAGGCAGAUGUAGACAAGACAGAUCUUACUAAAACUUUGAAGGAAUUGUCUCAAUGUGCCAAGAAUAUAGUUGGAUCUGAAGCAUCAUCAGAAACAAUAGAAAGUGGUGCAGCCUUUCUCUUUGAUGUCUUCAAAGAUGUUGAUAAAGUUGGACCAACACAAACAGCAAAGCUUAGAAAUAUAUUUGGACCAUUUCCUGCCACUGCUGCUACUAAAGCCUGUAUCCUUGUUAACAGAGUAGUAUCAUGGAUACCAGAGGAAUCAUCGUUGUUACUAGGUAACCAGGAUAGAGAGGAAGGGGAUGGUGAAGCAACAGUUCAGGAGUUUGGGAAAGGGAUAAAAUUUGCUCUUCCUAAAUUUGAAGAGUUUCAAGAUUUGUCAGAAUCAGAGACAGAUGAUGAUGAUGAAGAGAAAAAUGCUAUAGGAGAUUUAAAAUAUUUAGAACCAACUCCACAGAAAACACAAAGAACACAACAACCGUCAGAUAAAUUAGAAUUUGAUGCUGCAUGGCUGGAGACAGAAAUGGGUAAAUAUUACUCUGAGGCAGACAUUGGAUUGUCAAUAGAAGAUUUAUGUUCCACAGUCUUUGAUGUUUUGACGUCAUCUAAAACUGACACAGAAUUACAGAAUGAUUUAUUUGAGUUUUUAGGAUUUGACAGAUUUGAACUGAUACAGAGUCUGAUUCAGAACAGAAAACAAAUCAUCAAAACAGCUUUAAUGGCAGAAGAGAGUGCUAAAAAAAAAACGGAAGGUAGUUUUAGUAGACCAACUUAUGGUUGUCAAGUUACAAUCCAGUCUGAAGAUGAAAAAAGGCUGAUGAAACAAAUGAGAAAGGAUGAGAAGCGUGGAGACAGACCGAGAACUGAUGAUAUGGAAUCGUUCAACUUUGACCCUAAAACUAUGAGGAUGCAAAGAGAGGCAGCCCUAUUAGCAGCUGCUACAGCACCAGUUUUACAGCAGAACAGCCUUAACAGGGGAAGCUACAAAAUCCCAGAGAAAUACCCAAAUGUGUAUGACAGCAUGGCUGAGGCUAGACAAUCAUCUGCAUUUAUUGCUGGUGUUAAGAUGUUACUGUCAGAUAAUUUCCGUAAGAACAACAAUAAAAUGUAUGAAGAAGUGAUAAUACCACACACAGACACGGCACCAGCUAACAUUGGAAAUAACAGGGUACCAGUAGAUCAACUAGAUGAGAUUGGACAGAUAGCCUUCAAAGGGACGAAGGAAUUGAAUCGUAUCCAAACAGUUGUAUUCCCAGCUGCGUACAAAACUAAUGAGAACCUGUUGAUCUGUGCCCCUACUGGAGCUGGUAAAACUAACAUUGCUAUGUUAACCAUUCUACAUGAAAUAAAACAACAUAUCUCUCAAGGGGUCAUCAAGAAGGAUGAAUUCAAAAUCAUUUAUGUGGCUCCAAUGAAGGCCUUGGCAGCUGAGAUGGUGAGAAACUUUGGUAAUCGGUUGGAACCGUUGGGUAUAUCUGUGAGAGAGUUGACUGGAGAUAUGUCUCUAACAAAGGCAGAAAUUCUGAAAACACAGAUGAUGGUAACAACACCAGAGAAAUGGGAUGUUGUCACCAGGAAAAGUACGGGAGAUGUGGCUCUUGCACAGUUGGUGAAACUGUUAAUUAUUGAUGAAGUUCAUUUACUCCACGAUGACAGAGGGGCUGUUAUUGAAAGUUUAGUGGCCAGGACCAUAAGACAGGUUGAGAGUAGCCAGAACAUGAUUAGAAUUAUAGGACUGUCAGCCACAUUACCAAAUUAUUUAGAUGUGGCCAGAUUUCUACAUGUUAAUCCAUACCAAGGUCUUUUCUUUUUUGAUGGCAGGUUUAGACCUGUCCCAUUAAGCCAGACAUUUGUAGGUGUCAAGUCUACCAACAGAGUACAACAGUUACAAGAAAUGAAUACAGUUUGUUAUGAAAAAGUACUGGAACAAGUACGACAAGGAUACCAGACAAUGGUAUUUGUUCAUGCUAGGAAUGACACAGUGAGAACAGCCAUGGUUCUACGUGAUAUGGCAAAGAACAAGAAUGAAAUUGGUUUCUUUUUACCAGAACAAUCUAGACAGUAUGGAGAGGCACAGAAAACUACGAUGAAAUCACGUAAUAAACAGCUGAAGGAUUUGUUUCCUGAUGGCUUUGCCACUCACCAUGCUGGUAUGUUACGACAAGACAGAAAUAUCGUAGAGAAAUACUUUGCAGCAGGACUAAUUAAAUGUUUAGUAUGUACUGCCACUCUAGCCUGGGGAGUAAAUCUACCUGCACAUGCUGUCAUCAUUAAGGGCACACAAAUUUAUGAUGCCAAGAAAGGUUCUUUUGUUGACCUUGGAAUUCUAGAUGUGAUGCAGAUAUUUGGAAGAGCAGGACGUCCACAGUAUGAUAAGUUUGGAGCGGGGACAAUCAUAACGGCUCAUGAUAAACUGUCACACUAUCUAUCACUAAUGACCAGACAGAAUCCGAUAGAAAGCCAGUUUAUAAACAGUCUGACAGAUAACCUAAAUGCUGAGAUAUCUCUGGGUACUGUUACUAAUAUAGAAGAAGCAGUGAAGUGGUUGAGUUAUACCUAUCUCUAUGUUAGAAUGAGAUGUAAUCCAUUGGCCUAUGGACUAAACUACAACAUGGCUGAGACUGACCCGAUGUUAGAGGCCUACAGAAAAGAUUUAAUAACAGCUGCUGGACGUAAACUAGACAAAGCUCAGAUGGUUAGGUUUGAUGAGAGGACAGGAUACUUUGCAUCAACAGACCUGGGUAGAAUCGCCAGUCAUUUCUACAUCAAAUAUGACACAGUAGAGGUGAUAAACGAGAACCUAAAGACAAUAAUGACAGAAGCUGAUGUAGUUGCUGUUGUAUCUAAAGCUCAAGAAUUUGAUCAGAUUAAGGUCAGAGAAGAUGAAAUGACAGAACUAGAGGAGCUUAUGAGUGAAACCUGUGUGAUGCAGGUUCCUGGUGGUGUAGAGAAUACAUAUGGCAAAGUUAAUAUUCUAAUGCAGGCCUUUGUAUCCAGACAGAGUGUUGAUAGCUUCUCACUUGUAUCCGACCAGGCUUAUGUAGCUCAGAAUGCAGGAAGAAUUAUGAGAGCUUUAUUUGAGAUUUGUCUAAAGAAAAGUUGGCCCAUAAUGGCUGGCCGUUUGUUAAACCUCUGUAAAACAAUUGACAAAAGACUUUGGGGAUUUGAGAAUCCUCUUCGACAAUUUCCAACCUUAUCACAGGAAAUACUGAAAAAAAUUGAAGACAAAAAAUUAACAAUUGAUAAACUAAAAGAGAUGGAUCAUAAAGAAAUUGGUCACAUGGUACAUCAUGUGAGAAUGGGAUCCACCAUUAAAAAGUGUGUCAAUCAGUUACCUGCCCUUGACCUUGAAGCAAGCAUACAACCAAUCACAAGAACAGUUCUCAGAGUGAGGCUGACAAUCACACCAGAGUUUAAAUGGGAUGAUAAGGUUCAUGGUACCAGUUCAGAACCAUUUUGGAUUUGGGUUGAGGACCCAGACAAUAACCACAUUUACCAUUCCGAAUAUUUCCUGUUAAACAAGAAACAGGUACAUACAGGAGAAGUUCAGAACUUAGUAUUUACCAUACCUAUAUUUGAACCACUGCCUACGCAAUACUAUGUCAAGGCCAUAUCAGACAGAUGGUUGGGGUCACAGUUCAUGUGUCCUAUAUCAUUCCAGCAUUUAAUACUACCAGAGAGACACCCUCCUCAUACAGAAUUAUUGGAUCUACAACCACUACCUAUAUCAGCAUUAAAUGACCCAAUGUUGGAGACAUUGUAUAAGUUUACCCACUUUAACCCCAUACAGACACAGAUCUUCCACUGUUUAUACCAUACAGAUAAAAAUGUCCUAUUAGGAGCACCAACAGGAUCAGGCAAAACUAUUGCUGCUGAGAUGGCUAUAUUUAGAGUGUUUAGGGAAUACCCAAAUCACAAGGCUGUCUACAUAGCACCAUUAAAAGCUCUGGUCAGGGAAAGAAUGGAAGAUUGGAAAGUCAGAAUAGAAAAGAAGCUUGGUAAAAAGGUUGUAGAGUUGACUGGGGAUGUAACACCAGAUAUGAGAGCUAUUGCAGGAGCUGACCUCAUCGUGACAACACCAGAGAAAUGGGACGGAGUAAGUCGUAGCUGGCAAACCAGGAACUAUGUCAAGGCUGUGGCUGUUUUGAUUAUUGAUGAAAUUCAUUUGUUAGGAAAUGACAGAGGUCCAGUUUUAGAAGUCAUUGUGUCAAGAACCAAUUUUAUAUCAUCCCAUACAUCUAAGCCUGUGAGAGUGGUAGGACUAUCUACAGCUUUGGCUAAUGCUAGAGAUCUUGCUGACUGGCUGGCUAUAUCACAGAUGGGACUAUACAACUUCCGACCAUCUGUUAGACCAGUCCCAUUAGAGGUACACAUACAUGGGUUCCCAGGACAACACUAUUGUCCAAGGAUGGCUACCAUGAAUAAACCAACAUUCCAAGCUGUAAAGACUCACUCUCCAGAUAAGCCAGUGUUAGUGUUUGUAUCGUCACGACGACAGACCAGAUUGUCAGCAUUGGACCUAAUAGCCUUCCUUGCUGCUGAAGAGAAUCCAAAACAAUGGCUACACAUGGAGGAGAUGGAGAUGGAAAACAUUAUCACUGGUAUUAAAGACACCAACCUUAAGUUGACCUUGGCCUUUGGUAUUGGUAUUCACCAUGCUGGCUUGGUGGAGAGAGACAGAAAAGUUGUAGAAGAACUGUUUGUCAAUCAAAAGAUACAAGUGCUAAUUGCCACCAGUACUUUAGCUUGGGGAGUAAAUUUUCCUGCUCACCUGGUGGUUGUUAAAGGAACAGAAUUUUAUGAUGGGAAGACCAGAAGAUAUGUUGACUUCCCUAUUACAGAUGUAUUACAGAUGAUGGGUAGAGCAGGCAGGCCUCAGUUUGAUGACCAGGGAAAGGCUGUUAUACUCGUCCAUGAUAUAAAGAAACAUUUCUAUAAAAGAUUUCUGUAUGAACCUUUCCCAGUGGAGUCCAAUCUGUUAGAAGUAUUACCAGACCACUUGAAUGCUGAGAUAGUAGCAGGGACCAUCACCUCUAAACAAGAUGCCAUGGACUAUAUUACAUGGACCUAUUUCUUUAGGAGACUAGUGAUGAACCCAAGUUAUUAUAACUUAGAUGACACAGACCAUGACAGUAUUAACAAGUUCUUGUCCAAGUUGGUGGAGCGAGCUCUGUAUGAGCUGGAGUGCUCUUAUUGUAUUUCAGUUGGAGAGGACAACAGAACUAUAGAUCCACAAACACUUGGGAGAAUAUCAUCAUAUUACUAUCUCAACCAUAACACAGUACGCAUGUUUAGAGAUGAACUCAAACCAGAAAGUACUAUAGCAGAACUGUUAGAUGUUUUAUCUAAUGCUAAUGAGUAUGAUGAGUUACCUGUCAGACAUAAUGAAGAUCAGCUGAACAGUGAGCUUGCCAAGAAGUUACCAGUGGAAGUAAAUCAGUACACUUAUGACUCUGCUCAUACAAAAGCCAAUCUGUUGUUACAGGCCCAUUUUGGACAUGGCCAGGUUGGACUGCCGUCUACAGAUUACAAUACUGACACCAAAUCUGUUUUAGAUCAGGCCAUUAGAAUACUACAGGCAAUGUUAGAUGUAUCAGCUGACGAAGGCUGGUUAGUGACAUCAUUACGGAUAAUGCAGAUGGUACAAAUGGUUGUACAAGGUCUCUGGUGUCAUGACAAUAAUCUUCUGACUUUACCACACAUGAUGCCGUAUCAUCUUGCUUGUCUGAGACCAUGGAAAGGACAUGGAGCUAAGAAGAAAGGAUACCCUGACAUUAAGAGUCCUAUAGAAACUCUGCCACAAUUAAUGGCUGUAUGUGAUGGAAGGUUUGAGGCACUUAAUGCUAUGUUAGGUGAAGAAAUGGAGAGAGGACAUUUGGAACAGAUAUACCAGACCGUUAGUAAACUUCCCCAGAUCUGUGUAAAAUUAUCUUUAGAAGGUUGGUGGGAGGGAGGAACAGGUGAACAGGAAAAGCGAUCUAUACAUACACCUUUACCAGGUACUAAAAUACAGGAUGAGAAUUGGAUGGAGGUGCAUGCUGACCAAGAAUAUGUUCUGAGAGUUGAUAUGGACAGAAUAAAUAAAAUAAAGAAGCAUGACAGUAAAGCCUUUGCACCACGAUUUCCCAAACCAAAAGACGAAGGAUGGUUCCUAUUGGUGGGUGACAUAGAAAACAAAGAAGUCGUAGCAUUAAAACGUGUAGGCUACAUCCGUGGUCGGUCCUCACAACAGAUCGCUAUAAUCAUGCCAGACAAUGUAGGCCGUGUGAUAUACACUAUAUAUAUGAUGAGUGACUCCUAUCUAGGAUUGGAUCAACAAUAUGAUAUAUGUUUAGAUGUGAUACCAGCUAGUAUAGAAUCCCAGGUUAAUACAGAACUUAUCGGGGAACUAGAUUUUGGUGACCUGCAAUUGUAACACACAAUAUUGUUGGUUUGAGUCCAUGGUAUAAAGAUGAUCUGGAUCUUGGCAGAAUUUUAAACAACUAUCACAUUGUGAUGUUGAAAGAGGAAAAUUUUUACUCUUAUUUAAUCUAGUCUCUUGAUAAAGCAAGGUUGUAUACAUUUUUUCAAUGUUAUGUUGAUAAUAGUUUUCACUUAGUUAUAAACAUUUUAAUGUCAUAUAUAAUGGUACAAGUCUGUCUUUUUCAUUAUCUGUUAACAGGAUCUGUUUCAUUGUAUAUUUAAUUACAGCUUAAUGUGUGAUUCAUUGCAGGAUCAUUUUAAAGUUACUUACUAAUUUUUUGUUCAGAAUUAACAGCUUUGAUAGAAAUUUAUAAAAGAUUGACCAAAAUAUUGUACAAUAGAAUAUAUUUGUUUGAUGACAAUAAACAAACCAAAGUUCCUUGUGAUGACCAUCACAUACUAGCUAAGAAGGUUUAUUAAUAACACUCUAUUUCUUUUUAAGAAUUUGGUUUUGUAUACAGUAUAAGUUAUAAGGAUCAUUUAAAGAGUAUAUGAAAAAUUAAUAGAAAAGUGUUCUAAAAUAGGUCCAUUUUAAUUUUUUUGGAGCAAAGUUAAAGGUCAAUAAUAGAUCAUGUUAAAUACAAAUUGAAUUAUUUGUAUCAUGUUGUGUUUGUUAUAAUUAUGUCAGGUGAGGGAAGUAUAAGAUUGACAGAAAGUACAACAAAAAACCCAACACCUUCCUUUCUCCAUAGAUUUGUCAAGGAAAAUAAAAGAUAGUAUGUUAUAACGUGUCUGUUGGAAUACCAAGCCCACCUUCUCAAGUUUGAUUUAUUGAAGCUAUCACCUGUUUGGAUAUUGACAUCCUUAUCUACCUUUCAAGGUAAAUACACAUGGUCAUUCCAGUUGUUAUCAAAAAUCACUUUAUAUCUAUAGCCUUCUAUUUCAGUUUUAUGAAUUGAGGCAAAACAUAUCAAAGAUAAUAAAAAAAUGUUCAAUAUUUAAGUGAAUAUGAUAUGACUGAAAUUUUUGUGUGUCUAAAUUUUGCUAUAAUUGUAGUAGUUAUUUAACUGCAAAAUUACUAUAGGCAAACAUAUUGCCUAUUUCAUUGUUCAUUGCAUUGUACAACACAGGUUCAUUUCUUCAACAUUGAUUGUUCCCAAGUUGAGACAAGGAUUUGUAUAGUAAGAUACAAAUCCUUGGUUGAGAUACAAACCUAAUACUUGGAUGGAGAGUUGUCUCAUUGGCACUCAUACCACAUCUUCUUAUAUCUAUUUACACACAGUUCUAACUUAUCUACAUGUGUUUUUCAACAUAGUAAUAUACAUAUUUGAAAUUACUUUUUUGGCAAUUCCAACCCAUAUCAUAUUUCCACUAUCAGACAUAAUUAUAGUCAUAUUCUAAAGCAAUAUGACAUGUGAUGCCAUUUGUUAUUGGAUGACAUCUGCUGUCAAUUCCAGGACUAACAGAUGGAAUCAUUGGCAUUGAGCAAAUUCAGACUUGAAUCUUUACCGAAAGUUAAAAUGUUUUAUUAUAAACAUUUUUAAGUAUUGCAUUAUAAAAGGAAUAACAGUACUGUUUGAAGCUUCUGUUAGUUUGAGAUUUGUUAAUUCAAUUGAUGGUGUAAGCUCUCUAAAUACAGUACUGGUAUUCCUUAAAUGUUAACUAUAGUGCUAUAAAUGUUUUUCACUUCAACUGGUAAAACAUGUAAUGACAUACUGCAUUUAAUUUGUAAAAAUCAAAUAGUCUCAUGAAAGAAGACAGAGUUAGUUCCCCUUUGAAAGAAUGAUUGUUUUUACUGAUAUGCAAAAUGAGAAAGUUUUAUUGAGAUUUGAUUAAUGCAUUAAAACAUGAAAAUGUGAACUUGUUUUAUAGUCUAAUCAAUAACAAGAAAUAGUUUUGUAUAUUGACCAAAAAAUCAAAAUUGCAAUGGCAUUUAGAUUUAGAGAAAAUAAAAAUUUGUGAAUCCAG
Mytilus californianus (California mussel) is the source of this 8648-nucleotide messenger RNA. RefSeq names its product activating signal cointegrator 1 complex subunit 3-like. The transcript has 45 exons. Gene Ontology annotation, molecular function: ATP hydrolysis activity; ATP binding; nucleic acid binding. The record is from RefSeq and is a predicted model, not a curated record. The coding region runs from base 118 to 6693 and encodes 2191 amino acids. Lineage: Eukaryota; Metazoa; Mollusca; Bivalvia; Mytilida; Mytilidae.